Cladophialophora yegresii CBS 114405 is the source of this 2793-nucleotide messenger RNA. RefSeq lists its product as uncharacterized. The transcript has 3 exons. NCBI's taxonomy places the organism in Eukaryota, Fungi, Ascomycota, Eurotiomycetes, Chaetothyriales, Herpotrichiellaceae. The record is from RefSeq and is a predicted model, not a curated record. The coding region runs from base 1 to 2793 and encodes 930 amino acids.
AUGCGGGCCACAGUCAAGACCUGGCUGAAGAGUCAAGAGAAGGCGAAAGCCGAGGGGCAGGACAAAGCGGAUACCGCUCAACCAAACACGGAUAAACCGAAGGUGAAUGGCAAUGGUCAAGCAGAUAUGACCGCCAGUGCCGCAGCUGUGACAGAAGACCAGCCGCUGGUCGAUGCAGUUGAGACAGAAGGGACGCCAGCCGCCGACUUGCACCCUUCCAUCGAGGAACCUGAUCACGAAUUAGUCGAUAACGACGACGACAUUGAAUUUCAGGUAGAACUCGAUGACGACCAUCAGCAAUUUCCCGCCCAAGGACCGAAGAGCGCGGAAGAAACUCCCCAGCCUCAAUCUACGAAAUCCUUCGAGAACCUACAGUCGCAGUCACAAGACGUGCUCAAUAACAACAGCUUUGAUGGGAUGAGUGGCGUGGACUUCUCAAACAAUAUCGGUGGCUUCAAUAACAACAUGGACGCCCCCCAGAUGCAGCAGGUGAUGCAGAUGAUGCAGGCCAACAUGCAGAACGGCAUGCCUUUUAACCCCAUGAUGAUGACCAUGAUGUCUAAUAUGAACCAAAUGUCUGGCAUGCUCGGCGGGUUUGGCGGUCCCAAUGGAGGCAUGAACAUGAAUGGAAUGAAUGGCAUGAACAUGGGCAUGAACUUCGAUCCCACCCAAGGGAUGUAUGGCUGGAACGGCCAGAGCAACAAUAUGUGGCAGAAUAAUAAUGCAAAUGCAUUCCCGAAUGGCAUGGGCAAUAACCUUGGUUCCAAUUAUGGGUUCAACAUGGGCCCCAAUGGCAACUUUCAGCAGAACUACGCAGGUGGUGAUUUCCCAAACGCUUACCACAACGGCCGUGGCUACGGCAGGGGCCGUGCUCGCGGUCGUGGCGGCUUUGGAAGAGGUCGUGGUAACUUCAAUCAGUACUCGCAGUAUCAACAACAACAACAACAACAACAAGGCUAUCAAAAUGGCACGGGUCCCAGGCAAUUCGAUAAUCGCAACACGCAGUCUCACAUGAUGCACAAUGACCGCGUCGCGACGACCGCCUACCAAGAGGGCGAAGACAAUCGUGAUGUGGUCGACGAGAGUCAUGAAGAUGAUGAGUUUGCCCCUGGUGGUCAAGAGGAGGUCCAAGAAGCCCUCGGUGAAGACUAUCAGAAGUCAACUGUCGCUGAGGAUACUGCUACUCCUGAGGUCGCUAUCGCUGCAGAUGCUAAUGGAACCGGUGAAGCGGAGCCUGUGCGGCCAGCUGAUGCCCAGAACAUUGAUAAAGUGACCGAAGCUGCCAUUAAGAACGAGCCUGAGUUCGUCGAGCAAGGGCCUCCUGAGCCUGUCCCUUCGGCUGCGCCGGAGAAACCAAUACCAGAGGCUUACAAUGAGGAUCUUCAGGGUUCAAUGGCACCACCGUCAGCGCCGCUGGGUCCAUCGGCUCAGUAUGGUGAUUAUGGGUUUCGUUCCCGAGGACAUGGUAGAUUCUCGUCGCGCGGUCGUGGUUCACUGUCCAUGUCAAAUGGUCAUGUUGCUUCACAAGUAAUGCCCUUUUCACCUUCCUCGCCACCCACGGAGCCCAAGGGGGUCGGUGUCGUUGGUGCGCCAACGGGUCCUAGAGCGAUGCGUGAACAGCCUGCACCGGCGGCGCCUACGAGACCAAUCUCUCGCUCCGCGGCGACAGGGUUUCAAAUCAUGGGCAGGGCAUCUAUGACUGCGUCCUCGCAAUCAGAAUCACGGGAUGUUGACAGAGCUCAUAGCAAAUCACCCGACAGAGAGAGCAGAGAUCGCUCGAGGCGGCCGUACGAAGAGGAGAAACACCGCAGUUCGAGGCGUGAUACCGAGGCGCAAGACGAGAGGGACCAUCGCGAUCAGGAUAAGCGAUCCAGGAGGUCGUCAAAACGAGACAGCUACGAUGACUACGAGCGGGAUGACCAGGAAUCUUCUUAUCCUCAAUCUGAGUCGGCAGAUUACAAGUCUUCGUCCCGCCGCAGUCGAAAUGAUAAGGAAAGACAGUCCAAGCAUUCCUCCCGCUCACGACGGCAUCACGACGAAGAUGCCAGCGGCGACUACGAUAUGGACGAUUACGAAGACUCCACCCGAUCAAGUCGAGACGCGUACGGCGAAAGCAGAAGCAAACACCGAAGCACCAAAUCGUCCAAGUACGAGGUCCGAGAGCGAGAGCGUGACAGGGAGCGUGAUCGCGACCGCGACCGCGACCGGGACCGGGACCGGGAUCGAGAAAAGGCCCGAGACAGAGACCGCGACAAGGAGCGAGAUCGCGAAGACAGACAUCGAGACCGUGACCGUGAUCGCGAUCACCGAAAACGCUCCCGCCAUGACCGCCACCGCGAGGACAACGGCGACGACCACGACUACGAUUACGAGCAACAAGAAGAAACCGUCGAAGAGUCCGAGUCCCGGCACCGCUCCCGCCGGCACAAGAAAGACCACCAUCGCGACACGUCGGAGCAUAACGGCACACCUCUGGCGAACGGCCGUUCUCAAUCUCACCGCUCUAGCGCGAACGCGACACCGGCGCCUGCUGCACCCUCUCAAUCGUCCGCAGCAGCAUCCAGGCUCGCCGAGGAAAAAGACAUGUAUACCAUCGAACGUGAGAAGUUGUCCCGCGAACGCAUGCUCAAGGAACAGCAACGACGGGCGAAGCAAGCCGGAGGGACUCCCAGUUCCGGAAGUACCAGUACGAAUCUCGGCAGAAGAAUGUCGCAUAAAUACGAGGACGACUUGGAACGGCAUUUGGUCGAAGGCGAGAUGCAGAGACAUGGGAGUGGCAGGACGUGGCGGUAG